UAGCCGAACAAAAUUUUUUACAACGUGGAAUUGGGCUAUACUACUAUAACAAAACCAGUAAGGUAGGUAAAUAGACGACGUUCGGUACGGUACCGUUCUUGGCGUAUUAAUAUAUUUUUGUAUUUGUAUAAGUAGCCUAUUGUGUUUCUUUAUUUUUGUAGCAGUUUUUUUGAAGAUUCAUUUUGGCUUAGGUUGUACAGUUGUACCAGUACCGGUAUAGUUUAUCAAAAUACAGAAAAUAAUAUUCUUAUUCCUGUAUUCAUUACAGUGUCUAAUAAUCGAUAAUUUAUCCAUAAAGCAGUAAAGUAAUGGCUAGGUCAGCGAAUUUUGUCAAUAGCGAAAAGCAGCUCCUUGUCCAGAUAAUUAGCGAACAUCCCCAAGUGGAGUCAAAAAGAACGGACAAGGUGUCAGUUGUGCAAAAGAAUUUGGCUUGGAAGCAAAUCGAAGCCAAAUUCAAUGCAACUGGCACCUUGUGUCGCCGAACUGAAAAAAAUCUGAAGGAUGCGUGGAAAAACAUCAAAAACAAAGCAAAGCAAGACAAUGCCCAACGCAAACGCCAUUUGAGGCAGACAGGAGGUGGGCCUGGUGUACCCACCGAUGAACUCAGCGAGAAAGUUGAGGCUCUCAUUCCUAGACAAAUAAAUUGCCUUGCGAUCAACUUCGAUGAUGACAAUCAAAUUGAAAGCUCGCUCGAAGAACAAACAUACACACUUGUUUCAGUAGCUGAGGAAUCUUCAUCUUUCUCAGAUGGUAACGAAUCAGCAGUUUUGCAGACAUUGAGUACAGGUACUCCUCAUAGAGCGUUGAUUCCUUCACGAAACAUAGUAUGGAUAAGUAGAAAAAUACAGUUGAUGCACAAAGAUCAGGAAGACCAAGGAGUGGACGCUCCGAGGAAAACAUUCUGAGCCGAAUUUAUUUCUAAAUUCUUCGCUGAAGAGGUGCUGAGUUUGCCUAACUGAUUUAUAUGCCAAACAGCAGGUUUGCACCUCAAUCCUUCGGUUAAUCUACCGUAUUUGUCAUUCUGUGUGUUGAUAAAUAUGCAAACAAUACCUAAAUUUACUACUUAUCCAUAACUAUGUUUACUGAUGAAAUGAACGCUCUAUGAGGAGUACCUAAAAAGAAAAUCGAAAUAAAAAAUGUAUACUUACUUUUGAAACACCUUUUAUGUUACCUAUUAUAAGCUAAGCUAGCUACAGAUCAAAAGUAUUGGUCAAUAAUGUUUGCACGUGCAAGAUGACCUGCUUGGGAAGACUGUA
Molecule: messenger RNA, 1256 nt
Organism: Styela clava
Lineage: Eukaryota; Metazoa; Chordata; Ascidiacea; Stolidobranchia; Styelidae
Source: RefSeq, a predicted model, not a curated record